Messenger RNA from Solanum dulcamara, 2344 nucleotides. RefSeq names its product probable phosphopantothenoylcysteine decarboxylase. Lineage: Eukaryota; Viridiplantae; Streptophyta; Magnoliopsida; Solanales; Solanaceae. The transcript has 3 exons. The record is from RefSeq and is a predicted model, not a curated record. Gene Ontology annotation, molecular function: phosphopantothenoylcysteine decarboxylase activity; FMN binding. Gene Ontology annotation, biological process: coenzyme A biosynthetic process. The coding region runs from base 1499 to 2128 and encodes 209 amino acids. Gene Ontology annotation, cellular component: phosphopantothenoylcysteine decarboxylase complex.
UUUCUGUUUUUGGGGGGAGGGGGUUAUGAGCUCUCUCUUCUCGCCACCUCCUUCCAAAAUUUAAGAAAAAAGAGAAUGUGCCUUGGGAGUGAAUUCUGAUGUAUUUAAAACUAAAUAAAUGAGUGAUUGUGUGGUUCUGUGUGUGUAUGUCAGAGAGAGAGAGACUGAUGAAAUUACUUAAGUGUUUUGAAACAACAUAUAGAUUAAAAAGAAGCAACAAUACCACAUGCUAUUUGGUGAACAAUUUGGAUAGAAAGAAUAGCAGAAUUCUUGAAGGCAACAAGAGAAGCAUAUUUAGUCUUAAGCUUAGAGCCUUUAUUUAGCUAGUUUUAUGGUGCAAUCUGAUCUUUGCACUCGAUGUAGAUGCCAUGUUAGAUAUGAUUGUUUCGAUUUGCAGAACUUGUAACUGUGUUUUUUGAUGCACUAGCUUAGUAUUCAUCCAUCUUAUAACUACCUUAUCUGGAUACAUGAGAAAAUAAAAGAAGCAACAAAGAAAUAAAUAGAUGAUUAAUAUGGCCUAACCAAAAUAAGUUGGAUUUGAGGUAUUGUUGAUUAAACUAAGUAGAUUCUUUGAAAAAUCAAAUUCUUGAGUACAUAUGCAGGGAGGUUUUCCCAUGUGCCUUCACAAUCUUCUCUAAUAUGCAGAGUUGGAAGUGUAUCAUUUUAUAUUAAUAUUUCUCUUUCUCAAUGACUAAUUUAUUAGACACACUACAUAUUAUGGAUGGGUCAUGUCCUUUUUUUCCCUCAAUCGAUACUGUCCUUUUGUCUGCUCUUAUCCUAAUGUGUUGGGAUGGGUGUUCUUGAAAACUUGUCCUUUUCUAGAAAAAAGGUAAUAAAAGGAAACACGUUGUUGAUAAACCUAUUGCCAAUGCCGAUUUUUUAUUAUGGCCUUGGACUAGAAGAGAUUGGGACAUGAAAUUCAAGUAAGAUUUCCAGAAUUAGCCUUUUGAGCUAUAGGUCAUCACAAAGUAUUUGCCAAGCCCAUAACACUUAAGAAAGAAACUGAUGGUGAUAACUUGGAUCCAAUCCAUGAAGCAUCAAGACAAGUUUGAAGCUCACCUUCUUAGAUGAGAAAUCUAGAAUUACCGUGAUGGUAGGAAAGUUACAGCCUUUGAUCAAAUUUUAGAAAGUUGUUACGGUCAGUGACUUGGUCCACAACUAGUUCUCUACAAGAAUGGGCACAUCAGUUGGAACUUCCAGUAAAAAAUGACGAUGUGACCCUAGGUAAAAAGAAGAUUAGCUAAGCUUAGGUUAGUUUACUCAAGCGGAGGGCUAUUUCAGCAGAAUGAAAGACCAGCAAUCCAAUUUAGCAAAUUAAGGACCAAUUAACCAGUUCAGUAGAGCAACAUGAACAGUAAGCAAGUCCAAAUCCUUGAAACUACAUCAGCUGAUCAUCUGUUGGCCAACUGUUUUUUGAUGUUCGUGAAGAGUUAGGGUUAAAAUGGGCUUGAGAAAUUAAGAUAAGCAUGGAUUUGACCCCACCUAGGGUUAGGUUGAUAUGGAGCCUGUGACUUCAGAGAUGGAACCGGUUCAGAUAAACGGUGCACCUAGGAGACCUCGUAUUCUGCUUGCAGCGAGUGGAAGUGUGGCUGCUAUUAAGUUUGUCAAUCUAUGUCGUUGUUUUUCUGAAUGGGCAGAAGUUAAAGCAGUUGCAACAAAACCUUCUCUUCAUUUCAUAGACAAAGCUUCACUUCCGAAAGAUGCCAUUCUUUAUACUGACGAGGAGGAAUGGUCCACUUGGAAGAAGAUUGGUGAUAGUGUGCUACACAUUGAGCUCCGCAGGUGGGCUGAUAUUAUGGUUAUUGCCCCUUUGUCAGCAAACACACUUGGGAAGAUUGCUGGUGGACUAUGUGAUAACUUGUUAACCUGCAUCGUACGAGCAUGGGACUACAAUAAACCCCUUUUUGUGGCACCAGCCAUGAAUACAUUGAUGUGGAAUAAUCCAUUCACAGAACGACACCUUAUGGUAAUUGAUGAGCUUGGAAUCUCUCUCAUACCACCAGUUUCAAAGAGACUAGCUUGUGGAGAUUAUGGAAAUGGAGCAAUGGCUGAACCCUCUCUCAUCUACUCAACUGUAAGACUCUUCUAUGAGUCACGGUCACAAUCAGGUGGCAUCAACAUGGCGUGAUCCACAGAUCAUUAAAUUUUAUUUGUUGGUUUGUACAAGUGAUAGAAAUUGUUGAAAUUCAGGAGCUGGAGCAAUGUUACUUAGCAUACACCAGUUGUGUUUAUUUUUCUCCUAAAUUUCAUCACCUACCUAGUGUCUGUUUGUAUCCAAGAGCUAACUUUCAAUCAAGGUUCACGUUCAUCCUAGUCAAUUGAAUGAGAAUAUUAUGCAACUCUA